This is a messenger RNA of Protopolystoma xenopodis, 297 nucleotides long. NCBI's taxonomy places the organism in Eukaryota, Metazoa, Platyhelminthes, Monogenea, Polystomatidea, Polystomatidae. The record is from the annotation of a GenBank genome assembly.
AUGGGAAAGAUCGUGUGCGACUUUACAGGGCAGUCGACCACACGCCCAGCAGAGAAGAGUUGCGCUCUUUCACACAGUUCGACGUCAAUCAUGGCCAAGUCGUGGUUAGUGAUACCGUCAUUGAAAAAGAAGAUGGGGAAACCAGGUAUCACCCGAUCUACCUGCGGCUAUUCGAUGCAACAACGGGUGAGUGGCGCUUUUCAUGCUGUUUUUGUUCAACUUUCUUACUUGUAUCGAAAAGAGACGACAUGUGCUUCGCUUGGCAACCAGUCUAAGCAAUGUUAUGCCUUCGGGUAG